AUGAUCUCCACGGAGACGAGCAAAUGCGGCCUCACAGGCCAGAUGCCUGCAUCCACCAAGCCACACCUUUUCGUCUUCGGCGGACACAGCGGCAAGGGUAUGCUGAUGGCGACAGAGAUUGCCGUGAGCGAUAGGACUUGUGCGAUCACAACCAUAUCGAAGCGUGGCAAACCUACAGCACCCGGUCCUGCAUCUGCCUUUGCGCAGGCGAUGGCUGCCUCUUCGGUGCAUUACAUGGCUGCCUGUGACGAAAAGGACGUAAAGGCAGUUGAGUGCCUCAUGGACUGGAUGCCACCUUCUCGUCAGCCUCUGCCGGAAGCGCGCUUCGACGUGAACGAGGUAAUGGAAGCUGUCAAGAAGGAGAUCGAGGGCAUGAACGAGCUGCAGCUCACCAGAGCGCUGGAGACCCUCCAAGGGCUGAAGAACGCAUCCCAGAAGAACCAAAGGCAGAUCAAAGCUCGCCUAGAGCACAAAGACAACUGCAGCCCCGAGGAGAAGACGCGCCUGCAGGACAUGCGCUUGGAUUUGCAAGAAAAAGAAGCUGCAUUCCUGGAGCUCAUUGCGGACCUGCAGCAAAAGAAAGGUGAGGAACAGAAGGCACUGCCAAACAGUUCCGAACAGGCCCAGUCCGGUCUGCCCUAA
Messenger RNA from Symbiodinium sp. CCMP2592, 642 nucleotides. NCBI's taxonomy places the organism in Eukaryota, Dinophyceae, Suessiales, Symbiodiniaceae. The record is from the annotation of a GenBank genome assembly.